Gastrolobium bilobum is the source of this 612-nucleotide messenger RNA. RefSeq names its product protein DMP7-like. The record is from RefSeq and is a predicted model, not a curated record. Lineage: Eukaryota; Viridiplantae; Streptophyta; Magnoliopsida; Fabales; Fabaceae. Gene Ontology annotation, biological process: endomembrane system organization. The transcript has a single exon. Bases 1 to 612 code for a protein of 203 amino acids.
AUGGAUGUUCCUGUGGAAACUCAACAACCCCUUUUGGAAAACGCACCUACACCACAAAAAACACCCAAAACACCAACACAAAAGACCAUAAGAAAGGCUUUCAAAGGCACAGCACAUUUGGCAAAGCUUCUUCCUACUGGGACAGUCCUCAUAUUCCAGAUUCUAUCACCAGUUUUCACACACGAAGGCCAAUGCCAUACCCAAACAAGCAAAGCCAUGACCAUAGGACUCUUAACCUUUUGCAGCAUCUCAUGCUUUCUUCUCUCAUUCACUGAUAGCUUCAGGGACGAAAGGGGAAAAGUUAGAUAUGGAAUGGCUUCAUCAAAUGGACUUUGGAUUUUGGAUGCAUCAGUUAGGCUUCCAAUUGAUGAGGCAGCUAAAUAUAGACUAAGGUUCAUUGAUUUCUUCCAUGCUUUCACGUCCAUAUUGGUUUUUGGUGCCAUUGCACUCUUUGAUAAAAGUGUAGUGAGUUGUUUAGUUCCAAAGCCUUCAGAGGAGGCUAAGGAACUUUUGGUAGCAGUGCCUAUUGGGAUUGGCUUGGUGUGUAGUGUUCUAUUUGUUUUGUUCCCUAGCCAACGACAUGGGAUUGGUUUCCCUCUCUCACGCAAUUAG